Messenger RNA from Annulohypoxylon truncatum, 1989 nucleotides. RefSeq lists its product as uncharacterized. Lineage: Eukaryota; Fungi; Ascomycota; Sordariomycetes; Xylariales; Hypoxylaceae. The record is from RefSeq and is a predicted model, not a curated record. Bases 182 to 1891 code for a protein of 569 amino acids. The transcript is spliced from 3 exons.
UCCAUCCUGUCGCUCCUGUUGCUCUCGGUCUGCCAAGUCGAUUUCGUUUUCGGGAGUGAAUCUUAAUACUAAUUGCUGUUCGUUAUCUUGCUGUUUCGCCUAUUCGGUCAUAUUAUGAAUGAACCAAGACUGGUGCUUGGAUGCAGAGCAUUUCGACGCACUAUAGAUUUUGAACAGUAACAUGCCGUCAUCUAGCAGCAAGCGACAACCCCAAGACACCCGAUCAUGGAAAAGCUCACCAAAAAUGUAUCGGCGAUCGAAGCUUCAGUCACGCGAUAGCCUGGGGCGUGGAGAUGCUGCAGGCGACCAUCUUAGCAGCAGAGGACUGGGAACACGUUUACUUUUUACUCGAGAUCGAGCUGGAAAUUUUGGUGCACGCAAAGUCAAGGAUGACGUCGAAAAACGCAGCUUUCGCAUGUUCGAUCAGGCCUUGGUUGAUGAUGAUAUAUCGGACAGUUCUGACGACUCUGGAGAUGAUGUUGGAGGUUUCAGUGACGACGACGAUGAUGACGAUAACGCCGGCAACCCACCACAGCAGAUACCACCACCUCCAGCUCCAUCUCCGACGAGUUCAUCGGGAUCUAUUGUUACACUAACGCCUUUACAACCUCCUAAAACUAGUGCUGGGCCAGGUGUUAUAACUGCUGCCCUUCCGACGCUACCGACUCCUCCGACGAGACCUGUUCAGGCGGCACAAUCAUACCUAAACCCAAGCGAUCUUAACUACCCGAUUCCAACAUCCGAGAGGAAGGAAGAAGGUGAUUCCAAUACUGUGCCCUCGUCUACCUUCUCCACAAAGUUUCAGCCAACAUCAACGUCUAUGUCAACCCCAACAGUCAUAGCAUCAGCUGUAGCAAUAGGAGAGGUCCCACAGCCCGCCAUGGACAAUGGUGACGGUGGUUACGAUGGAGAUAAACACAAAAUGCACGAUAAAGGUCCUCCUGGAGGGUUAGACCCUGUAGCGGAACACCUUCUCAUCGCUGCAGGUGCUAUUGGUGCUUUCAUCUUAUUCUGUUUCAUUGGUUGGGUCAUUUAUAAAGUCAUGAAGAAAACCAAGGGUCAGGGCAUUGGUGUCAGUGGUGGCAUGGGUUUCGAUAAGUUCCCCUGGAAACGAAGAGGGCCUAUGGAUGGUACUUGGGAUGGACGUACGAUGUACAUGAGCAACGAAGCACCCCCCGUCUAUGAAAAGGGUCAAUAUGGCACUAUGCAAUCGGGAAUGUAUGGUCCCGGAAAACCAUACCCUCCAGGACCUGGCAGCGCCGCUCGUUCAGUCAUAUCGAAUUCUGAGAUGGGAACACUUCGCCGAAUGCCAAACAAUGAUUCAGCACUGGCCAGCAUUCUCGACCAGUACCCGACGGGCGACGAAGGUGCAGCCAAUAAUAGCGACAUCAAUCUUACUAUGAGGUCGCAAACAACCCAGCCAUACUACACAGCAUCAGAGCUUGCCCGUCAACAACCGGACACUUAUCAUCCACCGAGACGGGCUGGAAACCGAGCUAGCGAAUUAUCUUCGAUUUCCUCUGGAUUUGGCGACGGCGACAUCAUCAUACCACCACCUUUAGCGGUUAGUAAGUCUUCCUCAGAGGAAGCUACGGGAAACCCAACUGCUCGAGAAACCACUCAAGAAGGCACUCGAGAAACCACUCGAGAUUCCAUUCGAGAUUCCACCCGAGAGUCUUGGAUGGAUCGGGAAGAAGGCAGGAGGGAGACAGUAUAUACAACUACGAGUGAGGAUCGACCAGCCCGAUUUCGAUCUAUAACUAGUUGGGUAAACCAGCAGGCAGGUCGGGCAAAACGAGCGGGAUCAAGGGCACGGGAACGUGGAGAGGUGCCAGUCAUGCCGGCAAUCCCAGGCGAAAUAAGUGCGAUUCGGCAGACGGCUUACCGGUGAUCUAUCGUUCAAUGUAAUACGACGAAGCCCGAUGCGAUACUUAACCCGAUUUUGAUUACAGUCCCAGCACCACAGGGGAUUCCUUUUUCCUUCCAAAC